CCGGAGAAAAAUGCUCCGACACCGAUACAAGCUUUAAUAACGGUUUGGUUUAAAAAUGACGGUCGCGAUUGGCGAGAGGGCUUUCAGUAAAGCCCGGGUACCAAAGUCAGGGGCUUGUCUUCCUCGUAUCUCGGCUGUCUUCAAAUGUGGCGGCACGACGCCUCGCCUAGAAAUCGAGAACCCGUUCAAAGCCUUUCAGAUGACGACGAGUUGCAUGAGGUCACUUACGACCAUGACUGCUCGAAUAACCUUCAAUCCCUAUAUUCCCAUGGGAAGAAGAUAUGAUGUCGGAAUGAAUUGGUUUGAAGAUGAGAAUCCUGCAGCUGUUCAAUCUCAGCCAAGAAAAGUGCAGUACAGUGAUUCUGGUGAUGAAUCUAUUUCUGAUGAGGAGAAUGCUGAAUUUACAAGACUUUCCUUCACCUCUGCUGCUGCCAAAGUUCAAGGAAGUUACAACUAUAAUUUUGAAGGAAGGAACCAAGAUGAAGCAUGUGCAUCAUCUGCAGUUAGAGAGCAAGUCAACGAGUUAGCUUGUUUACAUACAAAGACUCCCAGUCCCUCAAUUCCCUCUGAUGUAUAUGAAGUGAAGAAAGGUCACAGGAGUAUGUAUCUUCAUUUCCUGUUCGUUUUUUUCAUUCUAAAAUUUUGUGAUAACUUCAUCUCUGAGACUGGUGGUACUAUUGCUUUCAUUUCCCGGGGGAUUGAUUGGAUAUGUAAUCCAUUGCUUAAAGUUGGCAGAGGCAGAGCCAAGCCCAAAUUUUCAAUUCAUUCCCAGUCACAUGAUGAGGAGCUUCCCUGGUUUCAUGAGGUGAAGGGCCGAAAUGAAGAUUUUUCCAAGGAGGUAUCUGAAGGCCCUGAAAGACAAAAUUACUUUGAGCAUAGACCUUCAGGAAAUUUGAUGACUGAGCUAUUAGAAAAUCUUCAAAAGGAAAAUGAUGAACUGCCUGCUGGGUUAUUGGCUCAUGAACAAAGAGGAGCUUUGCUUUCAAUAUCCGAGCUGCUGGAUAAUUUACAAGAUAAGGAUGUUCAAUCUAAUGGGGCUUCAAACUUAUUGCUGCAGCAUGCUAAAACAAAGAACAAGAGGGCCUAUUUUGCUGGAAAAAGAAUGUUGCCUAACUUAGGUACAAGAACUCUUGAUGAUGAAGAUCCCCUCGAGGUUAUCGUAGGUGGAAUGUCCAGUGAGGAUGAGGAGGUUGAUCAAAACCAUUUAAGUCUUGCAACUCAAAAGUCCAAAGGACAGACAAUGACAGAUUUGUUUCAGGAAGCUUUUAAUUCAUCUACAAUGGAGGGACCCCUAUUUCCCACUAGUUGGCAGGCAGGGGCUGGAUAUCAUGAAAGGCUACAGCAGGUCAUGCAGAUUGAAAAAGAAAAGCAUGUGGAAUUUUUGAAGCAGCUACAGACUGGGCAAAGUCCAUUAAGUGGUUCAAGGUGCAUGAAUGUGCAGAUUUUGUCAAGAUCAUUGGAAGGAAAGUUGACAGUUUGCCGUUGCUUGCUUGAUGAAAGCAAUAAGAGUUCCUCAUGUGGGAAAGGCUCCCACAAAUGCACUGAUGAUAGAGGAACCCUAAAGCGAACAGUUAUUUUCAGUUCAAAGGUAUGUGACAAUGUGGAGCUUGACGUAGGAAACUUGGUUCGUAUUCAUCCACCAUGGAAAGAAGUACAGGUGAGCAAAGAUGAGAAGAUCAUUCUGUGCACUUAUUUCUCUUUGGUUAUGGCAUGAUUAUCCAAAUACUGAUAGAAAGGUGAAACUACAUCUGUGUGAGUUGAUGAAUCCCUUGACUUCAGAAAAUUAGGUUAUAGCUGCUCGUGGAAUCAAGUCAAAUUGUACUCUUCACAAAACCAGCCUAAAUUUGUUGUGCUAGCAGUCUGUAAUCAUCUGUGUUGUUUCAGUAUUGUAAGGGCCUAUCCGGAUGGCCAACCUGAUUUGCUGUGUAAGUUCAUGGAUAGCAUGCUCGUACUUUUGGAACUGUAAGGUUGGGUUUGCCCUUGAGAGGGAAGCUCUCACUCUCUCUAUCUAACAGGGAUCUACAUGACAUGUCUUCUUACUAUGUAAUGCCACUCAUGAGAUAUUGUUUCCCGCUAUAUUACAACUUUGUUGUAGCA
Elaeis guineensis (African oil palm) is the source of this 2097-nucleotide messenger RNA. RefSeq lists its product as uncharacterized. NCBI's taxonomy places the organism in Eukaryota, Viridiplantae, Streptophyta, Magnoliopsida, Arecales, Arecaceae. The record is from RefSeq and is a predicted model, not a curated record.